AAAGUGUUGUGGCAGAACCCAAAAUCCUGGCAUGUGGUGCUGUAAGUCUUAAAAAAAACUGCUCUUACCAAGUUUACAACCAUCUGAUUCCCUCAAGAUGCAAUUAAUGAGAAAGCACUGAAAAUUUAAACUUCAGAAUCAGGCUCUGCCUUGAGUGAAGUUUGACGGAAAAUGGUCCAGCAGCUUUGUCUCUGGAAAUGGUUCACAGUGGGGAUGGCACUUGCUGCUGUCCUGGCAUGGGCUCUGGCCCAGAAUGAUGAAGACUGGCAAUAUGAGGAUUGCAAGUUGGCCAGAACAGGUCCUCCAGCCACAAUAGUUCCCAUUGACGAGGAGAGUCGCAACGGCACUAUCCUGGUUGACAACAUGCUGAUCAAAGGGACAGCAGGAGGGCCUGACCCCACCAUCGAGCUCUCCCUGAAGGACAAUGUGGAUUACUGGGUGAUCCUGGACCCCAUCAAGCAGACCUUGUACCUGAACAGCACCGGCCGUGUGCUGGACAGAGAUCCACCAGUGUCCAUCCAGUCCAUCGUGGUGCAGGUGCAGUGUGUGAACAAGAAGGUCGGCACCGUCAUCAACCACGAGGUUCGGAUCGUGGUGCGGGACCGCAACGACAACUCCCCGCAGUUCCAGCAGCAGCGCUACUACGUGGCCGUCAACGAGUUAACUCCAGUUGGAACAACCAUCUUCACAGGAUUUUCUGGAAACAAUGGUGCUAUUGACAUUGAUGAUGGUCCCAAUGGCCAGAUAGAAUAUGUCAUCCAGUAUAAUCCUAAUGACAAGACUUCCAACAGGACCUUUGAUAUUCCUCUCACUUUGUCUGGAGCAGUAGUUCUGAGGGAAAGACUAAAUUAUGAAGAAAAGACUCGUUACUUUGUCAUUGUUCAAGCCAAUGACCGAGCCCAAAACCUGAACGAGCGAAGGACGAGCACGACCACCCUGACUGUGGAUGUGCUCGAUGGGGACGAUUUGGGACCCAUGUUCCUCCCCUGUGUGCUGGUGAACAACACCCGGGACUGCAGACCCCUCACCUACCAAGCCAGCCUGCCAGAGCUGACAGAUCCUACCCGUGUGAAUCCCAUCAGUGUCACUCCACCCAUCCAAGCCAUAGAUCAGGACCGAAACAUCCAGCCUCCUUCUGAACGACCUGGCAUCCUCUAUUCCAUCCUAGUUGGUACUCCUGAGGAUUAUCCCCAGUAUUUCCAUAUGAAUCUCACAACGGCUGAACUGACUCUCCUCAAGCCAGUAAACAGGGAUUUACACCAGAAGUUUGACUUGGUUAUUAAGGCUGAACAAGACAAUGGCCAUCCUCUCCCUGCCUUUGCCAAUCUCCACAUCGAGAUCCUGGAUGAGAACAACCAGAAGCCUUAUUUCACAAGGUCUACCUAUGAGGGCUUCAUCCUGGAAUCCUCUCCAGUGGGAACGACCAUCUCAGAUAACCGGAACCUGACCUCCCCCCUGCAGGUCGUGGUGCUGGACAACGACGUGGAAGAGACCAAGGAUCCGCAGGUCCAUCUCUUCCUGAACGACUACACCACGUUUUUCACUGUGACUCAGAGUGGCAUCACCCGCUACCUCACCCUGCUGCAGCCUGUGGACAGGGAGGUCCAGCAGCUCUACACAUUCUCUAUGACAGCUUCUGAUGGAGUCCAGGAGAGUGUCCCAGUGACUGUCAACAUCGUGGUGAUUGAUGCAAAUGAUAACACCCCGACCUUCUCCAACAUUUCCUACAGUGUCAAGAUCUAUACGGAUAUGAGGCCUGGGGAAGGUGUUAUAAAGCUGACGGCCGUGGACGCGGACGAGGGAGCCAAUGGGCGGAUAGUGUAUGAAAUCCUGGCCGGGGAUCAGGGAGACUUCACCAUCAAUGAGCACACAGGCCUGAUCACCAUCGCUCCAGGAGUGGUGCUGGCAGUGGGGCGCUCCUACGCCCUCACGGUCAGAGCGUCUGACAGUGCCCCCCCUGCACAGAGAAGGAGCUCUAUCACCACUGUUUACAUCGAGGUGCUGCCUCCCAACAACCAGAGCCCUCCACGCUUCCCACAGCAGAUGUACAGCCUGGAGGUCAGCGAGGCCAUGAGGAUCGGUGCUGUUCUGUUAAACCUGCAGGCUUUCGACAGAGAGGGAGACCCCAUCAAAUACCUCAUUCAGAAUGGAGAUCCUCAACAAGUUUUUAAUCUCUCUCAAAGCUCUGGCCUGCUGGCCUUGGGAAAGGCCCUGGACAGAGAGAGCACUGACCGCUACAUCCUCAUCGUCACAGCCUCGGACGGCAGACCUGACGGGACAUCGACUGCUACUGUCAAUAUAGUGGUGACAGAUGUCAAUGACAACGGACCAGUUUUUGACAUGUUUCUCCCCAAAAACCUCUCUGUGCAGGAAGAGGAAGCCAAUGCUUUUGUUGGUCAAGUAAGGGCUACAGAUGCAGAUGCUGGGGUCAAUGGGCAAGUCCAUUACAGCCUGGCAAAUUUCAACAACCUUUUCCGGAUCACCUCCAACGGCAGCAUUUACACAGCAGUGAAACUGAACAGGGAGGUGAGGGAUUACUACGAGCUCAUCGUGGAGGCGACAGACGGAGCUGUGGACCCCCGGCGCUCCACGCUCACCUUGGCCAUCAAGGUGCUGGAUAUUGAUGACAACAGCCCUGUGUUUACCAAUGCCUCCUACACUGUCUGCGUGCCAGAAAAUCUCCCACCAGGAACUGUCUUCCUGCAGCUGGAGGCCAAAGACGUGGACCUGGGUGCUGAUGUGAACUAUAGGAUCCGCACUGAGGAAGCCCAGGAGUAUUUUGCCCUGGACAAGCACACAGGAGAGCUGUCGCUGCGGAAGUCCUUGGAUUAUGAGUCCUUCUCUGACACAGAAGCAAUCUUCACCUUCCUCGUGGAAGCCUUCGACAGCAAGGGCACGAUGCCUCCUGGGCUGGCCACUGUCACCGUCAGAGUCAAGGAUAUGAACGAUUACUCGCCAGUGUUCAGCCAGAAGCUCUACAGGGGAAUGGUUGCUCCUGACGCAGCCAAGGGCACUGUUAUCACCACGGUCUCAGCUGAGGAUGAGGAUCCCCCGGGCACCCCAGCAAGUUGGGUCCGCUACAAGGUGGAUGUUGUCCAGUUUCCCUACAGUGCCAGUAUUUUUGAUGUGGAGGAAACCUCUGGACGUGUCGUCACCCGAGUGAACCUCAAUGAAGAGCCCAGCACAGUGUUCAAGCUGGUGGUCAUUGCCUACGAUGAUGGGGACCCAGUGAAGUUCAACACCACCAUGGUGGAAAUUGUGGUGCUGCAGCCCUCAGUCAUUCCACGCUUCACACAGGAUGAAUACAGACCUCCCCCAGUGAGUGAAAGUGCCCCGAAGGGAACCGUGGUCACCGUUGUCACCGCAGCCGCCCUGAACCAGACAGUCGUGUACUCCAUUGUGUCAGGGAAUGAAGAGGAUGUGUUUGCCAUUAACAACAGAACAGGAGUGAUCUCUGUGAAAAAGCCUCUGGACUAUGAAAGUGUCCAAAGUUACGAGCUCCGAGUGCAGGCAGACUCACUGCAGGUGGUGAGAUCCAACCUGCGGGUGCCCUCCAAAAGUAAUACAGCCAAGGUCUUUAUUGAAGUGAAGGAUGAAAAUGACCAUGCACCUGUUUUUACCAAAAAGAUGUACAUUGGAGGGGUGUCUGAAGAUGCCAGAAUGUUUUCUUCUGUGCUUAAAGUGAAGGCUGAUGAUAAGGACACUGGGAAUUACAGUGCCAUGCAAUACAGGCUCAUCAUUCCCCCCAUCAAGGAUGGCAAGGAAGGCUUUGUGAUCGAGGCUUACACGGGGCUGAUCAAAACUGCCAUGCUCUUCAAAAACAUGAGGAGAUCCUAUUUCAAGUUCCAGGUCAUUGCCACUGACGAUUACGGCAAAGGACUGAGCAGCAAAGCAGAAGUGCUCGUCUCUGUGGUCAAUCAGCUGGACAUGCAAGUGAUUGUCUCCAACGUCCCUCCCACCCUCGUGGAGCAAAACAAAGACCAACUCAUUGGGUAAUCAAUUUAUUUCCUCUCCAAA
Cyanistes caeruleus (blue tit) is the source of this 4017-nucleotide messenger RNA. NCBI's taxonomy places the organism in Eukaryota, Metazoa, Chordata, Aves, Passeriformes, Paridae. The record is from RefSeq and is a predicted model, not a curated record.